GAGGGACUUCUACAAGAUCCUAGGGGUGUCCCGCAGUGCCUCCAUUAAGGACAUCAAGAAGGCCUACCGCAAACUGGCACUGCAGCUGCAUCCCGACAGGAACCCUGACGACCCUCGGGCACAGGAGAAGUUCCAGGACCUGGGGGCUGCCUAUGAGGUCCUGUCAGAUGAGGAGAAGAGGAAGCAGUACGAUGCAUACGGUGAGGAGGGACUGAAGGAUGGGCACCAGAGCUCCCAUGGAGACAUCUUCUCACACUUCUUUGGAGACUUUGGAUUCAUGUUUGGAGGUAACCCUCGCCAACAAGACAGGAACAUUCCCCGAGGCAGCGACAUCAUUGUGGACCUGGAGGUUACGCUGGAAGAGGUGUAUUCGGGAAACUUCGUAGAAGUUGUCAGAAACAAGCCAGUGGCAAGACAGGCACCUGGCAAACGGAAAUGCAAUUGUCGGCAGGAGAUGAGGACCACCCAGUUGGGUCCUGGACGUUUCCAGAUGACUCAAGAAGUUGUUUGUGAUGAAUGUCCCAAUGUCAAGUGAGUGAAUGAGGAGCGAACACUAGAAGUGGAGAUAGAGCCAGGUGUGAGAGAUGGUAUGGAGUAUCCCUUCAUCGGAGAGGGUGAACCCCACGUGGAUGGGGAGCCAGGUGAUUUGCGCUUCCGAAUAAAAGUUCUGAAACACCCAGUCUUUGAAAGAAGAGGAGAUGACUUGUAUACAAAUGUGACAAUCUCACUGGUCGAGGCACUUACAGGCUUUGAAAUGGAUAUUGCCCACUUGGAUGGGCACAAGGUUCACAUUGCUCGGGAUAAAAUUACGAAACCCGGGGCCAAAUUGUGGAAGAAAGGAGAAGGUCUUCCAAAUUUUGAUAACAAUAAUAUCAAAGGCUCACUAAUAAUAACAUUUGAUGUGGAGUUCCCCAAAGAGCAACUGUCAAACGAACAGCGGGAAGGUCUCAAGCAGCUGUUGAAACAAGGAUCAGUGCAGAAGGUGUACAAUGGAUUGCAGGGAUAUUGAUGUGUGGAAAAAUUGGACUUAACUGAAAAUGAAAUGUCAGAUUUGAUUGCAGUCUUUUCUCCUGCCCGUUAUCGAAUGGAAAAGAGGGAGGGUGGGGCAAUUUUGAGGUAUAUGUAACUUUUUUCCUUUGUAAAUUGUGAAGUGCUCAGACGAGUUAGGGGAAAUACUACCCUUUUCAGGACAUAACUGGUGCUGCCUAUCUUGUUCCAUGUCCUGGAACAACAGAGACUCUUUGAGCAGAAAAAAAAAUGGGGAAAGGAGAUUUAAAUUCCACACAGAUUGGAAUUUCUGGUUUUUAAAUAUAUUUUGAUGUGACUUUUCUUGACCAUCUCA
Messenger RNA from Mesitornis unicolor (brown roatelo), 1342 nucleotides. It is a transcript of the gene DNAJB11, whose product is annotated as DnaJ (Hsp40) homolog, subfamily B, member 11. The record is from RefSeq and is a predicted model, not a curated record. Gene Ontology annotation, biological process: protein maturation; protein folding. Gene Ontology annotation, cellular component: endoplasmic reticulum. The transcript has 9 exons. NCBI's taxonomy places the organism in Eukaryota, Metazoa, Chordata, Aves, Mesitornithiformes, Mesitornithidae. The annotation marks the transcript as partial. Gene Ontology annotation, molecular function: misfolded protein binding.